Physcomitrium patens is the source of this 2539-nucleotide messenger RNA. RefSeq lists its product as uncharacterized. Gene Ontology annotation, molecular function: protein binding. NCBI's taxonomy places the organism in Eukaryota, Viridiplantae, Streptophyta, Bryopsida, Funariales, Funariaceae. The record is from RefSeq and is a predicted model, not a curated record.
GACUUUCAAAUCCAUUUAUUUCCGACAAAUCUAUCGGAGAUGGGGACAAUUCCUAGGCAUCAUCGAAGUCACGGACACAGAUCGGAUGCCAUUCACAUCGCUUCCUACUACACUGCUCACGAGUGCGGCGCUCAUGCUGUGUUUUGAGUUUGAUGCGGUGUGUGUGAGUUUGAUGCAGAGCCUUUACAGCAUGCAGUUGUUCGCCGAUUGAUGGUGGAUCAAUGCCGCUGCUGCUGCUAUGAGGUCUUGUAAUUCCAGUUUAUGUUCUCUAUAACGCCGCCUUUGCAUAUCAUCUGCAGAUUCUCGCGAAUAAUUAGGUUUCUAGUAUUUUGUCGUCUCCUGAGCUUGGCUGUGCAGGUGCUGGUGAGAUAUAGGAAGUAGUGAGUGGUUGGAGGCAGUGUCUAGUUGUGUUAAGGGAGAUGGAGGUCGAUGCGGCGGCAGCUCGAGUGGCAGUGUUGGAAUUGAAGACCUCUAGUUUAAUGAAAGAGGAGACAGUACCGAAUGGAACAGACAAGCACGAGAAUGCAACCAAUGGAUAUGUGGCAGGGUUGGCGUCUGUUAAGAGUAAGAAGAAGAAAGUGAAAAAGAAAAAGAACUCUCACGCGGCAGAUUGCAAUGCAGAGGUUUUCCAGUUUUUGCCUUCACAGGAACUUGUACAGAGUUCGUAUCCCUGGUCGGCUGUGAUUCGUCAUCGUCGAGGCCGCUGUGCCAUUGCUUCAAGAGACAUCAAAGCAGGCGAAGUAAUUGUGGCUGAAGAGGCGGUGGCUUUCGUUCCUCGCUCCCAGGACCGAACGGCAGUUUGCCACGAAUGUUGUCGAGAUUUGCACCAAAAUGCUCGCCCAGUAGAAUGUCCUGGUUGCAAGCAUGCAAUCUAUUGUCAGGACUGUGAAGCUUCGGCAAUGGCAAGUCACCGCAAAUGGUGCAAGAUCUCACAAAAGCUUAAGGAAGUGGCUAAGGUGUCUGAUUGUGACGAGGAUCUACUGCGCUUUGUAUUGGCUCUCGCAUUAAAGCGGUCAUUGCAUGGGAGUGCUCCUAGUGUAGGAAUAAUUAAGGAUGGAGUGAUUCAUCCGACGAUACAGGAUGUCCUCAAUUUACAAACUCAUGAAGAUAAAGCUACUACUGCAUGGAAGGAAUCUGUGCGGAAGGGUUGCAAUUUGCUUCUCUCCAGUUGGGUUCUGGAUGGUGAAGUUACCGACAUUGCAUCAAACAAUAAUUCACAAUUAUCAAACCUAGAGGAGUUGGAGAAGUUUGCAUUAUUGGUGAACACGAACGCACAUGGCAUGGGAUUACAGGACACCCACAAUGCAGAUGUGGCUCUUGGAAUGUUCCCAUUUGUCUCCAUGCUGAACCAUUCUUGCUGGCCAAAUUGUUGCUUUGCAUCUGAAGGUCGCGUGAUGACUGUAAGAGCUACUCAAGACAUAUCCAAGGAUUCAGAGCUAUGUUUGUCUUAUAUCAAUUUGUACGAGCCACGUGCAGUCCGCAAACAAAUUUUGGCUGAUACUAAACACUUCGAUUGCAGCUGCAUCCGCUGCUCAGAGCCUCUCAAAUCUUCCAUUGACCGCUUCCUAGAGGCUGCCAUGUGCCCAGCCAGGGGUUGCGGUGGAGUACUAGUAAAGUCGGUUUCAUUGGCUGGUCGAUUUGAAAAGGAGGACCAAAGUGCCUCAUCUUGGACAUGUGACGUUUGUUCUCGAGUGGCCAGCCCAGUGUCCUCGACUCUCUUUGAUGGUAAGAAUGUAACAGGAGUCGAGAAGCCCUGGAAGCUUGAGGUUGAAGCUGAGAACAGGCUUGCAGCUGCCAUGGCUGUCUAUCAGGAGCGGAAGUUUAAGGAUGCACGUAUUCUUCUCGAACGCUUUCUAGCAGAUUUUACUGGAAAAUUGCAUCCGUUACAUGUGUUCCUGUUUGACGCGUUUACCCCAUUAAUGAAUUGUUGCCGAGCGCUUGGGGAUGCUGGUGAGGCAAUACGCGUUUGUCGCAACAUAAUUACGUCCCUGGAGAAGGUUGUUCCUGGAUCUUCUCUUGAGCUGGCCAAUUUUUACUUCUGUCUAGGAGAGAUGUACAUGGAGCGAGCUGACGAAUCAAGUACUAGCCAAGCUAUAGCUAAACGGUACCGCAAACAGGGCCAGGAUGCGUUGCAAAAAGUGAGGUUCAUUCGAAAGAUAUGCCUCGGCAAAGAUAACCUUCCUGUGUAAAGGAGACCAUACAAACCUGAAAUGGUGAUCAAAUCAUACUACAGUUUUGUUGUGGUGAUGGUUUCUGCUACACACAGAUAAGUGUAACAAGGAUAAGUGCAGUAAGUUCAGUAGAUGUUGAAUUGGUCAUAAGGAUAGACAUCUAGAACUUCCUUGCCAACGGCUGAAGCUUCCUGUAAUAGGCAAAAGUCAUUUACGAGUGGCAGUAACUCGGCGGUCUCAAAUGCCCGACAAGCAGCUUCAUCUCGAUCAGUGUAAUGCUGUACCUUUGAGGGUAUUAAAGAAAUACAUUGUCCUUUCAAUCAGAAAGCACCUCUGUUUUUUGCUGGCUUGGACGACGUUCUUUCCGA